UCGGUUAGAAUCCGUCCCCAACAUGAAGAAAAUGACCAGAAGUAAUAAUUCAAAUCCUGCAAAGGUGUUCUGUAAGGAAGAAAUCCAAAGACAGGUUUCCCACAUGACUGCAUUUAUCGACCAAGAAGCAGAUGAAAAGGUCGCCGAGUUGGACGCGAAAGCCGAGGAGGAGUAUAAUCUUGAGAAGGGCACGAUUACAAACCAGGAAAGGGUUAAAAUCACUGAUGCUUAUAUAAAGAAGGAAAAACAAAUCAGAAUUCAAAAACAGAUCGCUACGUCUAAUUACAACAACCAGCUGAGGCUUAAGGUUUUGGCCGAACGAGAAGCACAUGUAAAUAAGACAAUUGAAGAAACGCGCGAAUCCUUGGGUCGCAUUGCCGAGGAUCGGGAAAAAUACUUGGUUGUGAUGCGUCAGCUAAUCCUACAGGGAGUACUACAGUUUUUGGAGAGUAAUGUGACAUUAAGAGUGCGAGAGGAGGAUGUAGACAUUACUAGGUCUGUGAUCGACGCUGUCAUCGAAGAGUACACAAACAUCACGGGCAAGAAUUGCGAAAUUGUCAUUGACGAUAAGAACUACCUUCCAGCCAAAAGUUGCGGCGGUGUCAUCCUUUACGCUCAAAAUGAGAGGAUGAAAAUCGUUAACACCUUGGAUGCGAGGUUGACACUGAUAACAAGCCAGGUAAUACCUGCAGUUCGUGUCUCCCUCUUUGGAGAAAACACCAACAGGAAGUUCUACGAUUAGUGUCUAAGCGCACAAAACAUUUCACUUAAAUUGUUGUACGGAAUACAUUAAAGACCUUACAC
This is a messenger RNA of Cloeon dipterum, 804 nucleotides long. RefSeq names its product V-type proton ATPase subunit E-like. Bases 23 to 742 code for a protein of 239 amino acids. Gene Ontology annotation, biological process: proton transmembrane transport. The record is from RefSeq and is a predicted model, not a curated record. The transcript is spliced from 5 exons. Gene Ontology annotation, molecular function: proton-transporting ATPase activity, rotational mechanism. NCBI's taxonomy places the organism in Eukaryota, Metazoa, Arthropoda, Insecta, Ephemeroptera, Baetidae. Gene Ontology annotation, cellular component: proton-transporting two-sector ATPase complex, catalytic domain.